AUGACCAACAUCCACCCCCAACUAGCAUCCCUAGAAGCUUUCCUCGAAAACCACCCUGCCAUCAAGUAUAUCCCACCCUCAUCCCCGAAUUAUUCCACCGCCAGAAAGAUCUUCAACUGCAGCCGUCCCGACAACCCCCUCGCAAUUGUCCAGCCCCAGUCCGCGACAGACGUAAGCGUAAUUGUCAAAUAUGCAAAGUUGAAUAACCUCCCGUUUACCAUCCGCGUGGGCGGGCAUAACCUCGAAGGCCGGAGCUUAGUCGAAGGCGCCCUGCUUAUCGAUCUGCGGGCGUUAAAUGGCGUCAAAAUCGCGGAUGAUCGUCAAACAGCGAUCGUGCAGGGCGGAAUCAUACAGGCGGAGUUGGGGAAGAAGCUCUGGGACGAGGGGCUAGUUACGCCGGUGGGGACGACGCCUUCAGUUGGGUACGUCGGCUGGGCUGUAUAUGGUGGAUAUGGAUCGUUUUCGGGACACUGGGGACUUGGAGUAGAUCAGAUUGUGGGUGCGACUGUUGUUAACCCUGAGGGGGAGAUUAUCACGGCGGAUGAGAGUCUGCUGAGGGGGAUUCGCGGUGCAGGGGGUUUGUUUGGUGUUAUCGUCGACCUCACCAUCAAGGUCUAUCCUCUCAAGACUCUACUCACCGGAGCGCUCAUGUUCGACUCGCAAGAUAUCGGCAAAACAUUCAUCGACUUCAACGCCGCAUACGAAAAGUUCAAAGCCGAAGAACCCCUCCCCCAACAACUCACAGUCCAACAGAUCGUAUUCAACGCACCACCCGGUCGAACCUUUGGCGUCUUAUUCUUCUGGAGCGGCGCCGACAUCGAACAAGGCCAACGCUGGAGCGAGAAAAUCGCCCGUCUAGGUCCCGUCAUUGUGAAUACCAUUGCGACAACCGGCAUCCCAGAGUGGAUGAUCGCAAAUGGUGCCUUGGUACCCCCAAGCGUGUACGGAGCUGCUCGCACGCACAGCGUGCGGCGUAUCUCACCGCAGGUGGCUGAGGCGAUUGCAAGGCAUCUUGUGAAUAUGCCAGCGGAUCCGGGGACGAUGUUAUCCGUUCACGAGUUGCGGGGUGUCUCUGCGGAGGCAAAAAGUGACUCUGUGUUUGCGACGAGAGAGCCGCACUUUAUGCUCGAGAUGUGUGGGUUUGCGACAGCGGAGAUAGGCAAAGCGGCAUCUGAGAAGUGGGCCAUCCAGCUGGCUGAGGAUAUUGGGCAGACGGAUGCCAGCAAUAUUGUUUCUACGGCGUAUAUUUCGCUGUAUAAUAUGGCGGAUGCUGCGCCAGCGGACGUGCUGGCAAAAACAUACGGUGGCAAUGCACGGGAUGUUACAGAGCUGAAGGAGAGCUUUGAUCCAAGUAACGUGUUUAGUCUGACUGUGCCUUUGUUGAGGUAA
Molecule: messenger RNA, 1389 nt
Organism: Aspergillus wentii DTO 134E9
Lineage: Eukaryota; Fungi; Ascomycota; Eurotiomycetes; Eurotiales; Aspergillaceae
Product: FAD-binding oxidoreductase
Exons: 2
Coding region: 1-1389 (462 amino acids)
Molecular function (GO): FAD binding
Source: RefSeq, a predicted model, not a curated record